CUUAAAUAUUGUUUUUUUUAAAUAGCGUUUAUCACAGUGGAUUAAAAAAAUUGUUUGACUGUUCGAAAAACAUCGAUUACUUCAAAAUCAAAUCAAAAUAUCUCCCAAACGGUUCCGCGUAGCUACUUUAGCUAAUAUCAGCAUUAUUCACGUAAAAAAUGACGUCAAGUAGGUUGACACAGCACUUCCUACGCAACCCUAUUAUCAGUUCAUAAAGGAUUAGGUUCGGCACAAGUUGGCCCCUCUGAGAAAAAAGUUAGUUACGAACAUGUAUAACACAAAAACUAAACGGAUCAAGCUAGGUAAACAUACUCAUACGAUUAAAAUUUUCAUAUCUACCAUGUUUCGCAGUUACGCUUUCACACAAAACUUAUCUCAUGUGGAUGUAUGGCCCUCCCCCUUCCAGAGAGAAAAGAUUUCCAGUCGAGCAGCGGAUGCCGACUGCUACACACGUGUAGUGCCAGUGGUGUAGGAGUACAAUUAGUAUAAAAUGGUGGUACAAGCAUGCUGGAAAAGUUAAGGCGGUGCAAAACAGAAAAAUAAGGCAUCUGUAGCGCCCUCUAAAUGUAAAAGCGAAACUAACAUCACAUUUUAAUUUUUUAUCAUGUUAGAAAGGUGUCAAGUAGCAAUUUGCAUCCUAAUGCAACAUUAUUUCAAAAAUUAUUCAGUAAAAAACAAUGAUCAUAAAUAUAAUACCUUAUGUAUGUAUAUCCAAAACGCACUGCGGAUCAAUGCUUAAUGAAUUUUUUGUCUUAACACACCUAAGGAAUCGGCUUGUGAUGUGUUGGACACAUAUGAAGAAACAGCCUGUAUAUUUUAGGUAAUUAACUCAUAGUAGAAACCUUGGCGUGGGCUUCAUGGCUUGUGUCUUCAAAAACUAUUCCUUAAUCGAUAGUUUUUGUAAGACAAAUAUAGUGUUAUGUGAAGUGCCGAAGAUAAGUUGCAUUAAAAACAGAUAAUAUUGCUGAAAAGAAAUGGUGACAUCCGGUAUGACAUUCGCCGUGCAUUAUGGAUGUACGACCGCCUCUUCGAGGUCACGCUACCACCAGGGGGACCUUAUCAACGAUUUCGGUGGCCUUCAUAUCGUUGACAGGCAAAACAGAGAUCAACCCGUCAUAUACGUGGCUGUGGCUACUUGGAUACCUAGCUGUAAUAUGUACCAGUUGCAGAACCAUAGCGAUGAUGAAGAUAUCGAUAAGACUGUCUUAAGGGGAACUAACAGAACAAAACAAAUAUUUGAGCCUGGCGGAGAGCCAGAGACCAAAGAUCAAGAGGAAAAAGACUUUAACCAGACCACAUCAGAAGUGGAAGUUGAAGAAAAUAAUAGCGACAUGAAUACUUCACGAACUGAUGUUGAGAGUGAUUCUGCGAACAAAGCAGAGCCUAGCAAAGAGGGAUCUACAAUAGAGAAGACUAAAGAAAAUCUUUCUGUCACUCCCAAAAGGGUGUUGAGUCCAAAACAGUUAAAGAGGAGGCAGGAAUCUGAAAAGAAGCGUUUGGAAAAACAGAAAGAGAGGGAAGAGAAAGAGAGGACAAAGAACGAGGAAAGAGAACGGACCAAACAAGAAAAACUGAAAAUGGUUGAAGAAAGACAAAAAGAGAAAGAGAUGAAGAUGGAACAGAAAAAGAAGGAAAAGGAAGAAAAAGAAGAGCAGAAGCGGAGAGAAAAGGAGGAAAAAGAGAAAAUGAGAAAAGAUAAAGAAGAGCGAGAAGAACAGAAACGCAAAGAACGUGAGCAAGAGAAGUUGAAAAAACAACAGGAAAUUGACGAGAAAAACAAAGAGAAACAAAAAGAGGAAGAAAAGAAACAAAAAGCAGCUAUGGCGUUUGUAAAAUUUUUCGUGCCUAUCAAAAGGGAUUGUCCCACAGAUGAAGCGAAUAAAUUAAACGACCGACAAGCAUUUAAAACCUUUGAAGUCAAGUCUGACAUGAAGCUAGCCCCUCUCAGGCGGAACCGUUUAACUGAAGAGGGCUUGAAGUUAUUAGAUAAGUAUGUAUUUGAACAGGAUGCAAAUGUGUCUUACUUGGUAGAACUUAAGCAAGGCAAAUCGAUAGGUAAGUCGCGUAAAACGUGGCCAUGUGAAGACACUGUGGAUGAUGACGUGAUUUGCAUAGAAACUGAUUCCGAUGUAGGAGAGACAGUCGACGAAGAUAAAAAGCAGAAGUUCCGUGCUAAAUUUUUGAAAUUCCACGAGAACCGUCGUCCGCCUUACUUUGGCACCUGGAGAAAGCGCAGCAAAUAUAUUAAACCUAGAAAGCCGCUUGUUGAAGAUCCUGAUUUAAUCAGUUAUGAAGAAGACUCUGAUGAUGACUGGGAAGAAGAAGAACAGGGUGAGUCGUUGAACGGAUCUGAUGAUGAAGCUGACAAGGAGAAUGAAGACGAAAAAGAUGAUUACGAGAUAGAUAAUGAUUUCUUCGUGCCUCAUGGACACCUUAGCGAGGAUGAAAUCGAUGAUGAAGAAGAAGCAAGGCUAGCACCAGAGUUAAUGAAACAGAAACUGAAGCUGCUUAAGGACGAGUUUGAGCAGGACAUGCAGUCAAAAACACACAAAUUAAAACCCAGAUACAUUGGGUGUGUUUGGUACAAUAAAGACGGUAGUAAUGUCGACGAAGCAAUCGAUAGGUAUCUCAAACCUCUAGCAAUGAUGACGGAAGGUCAAAUAAUUAUCAAAGCAAGGCAUACAAUAGUAACAUCAAGUAAAGAAACCCCGGCUAAGAUGUUAGAUGUUAAAUACAUUCCUAUCUUCAUGAAAAUUGUACACGGUAACACAAAUAAACAAAGGGUAUUGAUAGAAGAGUUCAUGACCCACAUGGCAAAUACUGGAUAUACACUAGAGAUGACUAAGAAGGACAUUAAGAAGAAUUUGAAAAGUAUGGCUAAGUGGACAAAAUGCAAGAACAGAUACUGUUGGUUAAUCAAUGAAGAAUAUAAAGAAAAGUAUGGUGUUGAUCUGAAGGAGCCUGCUUUGAACUAAUACGUGUUUUACUUUAUAUGGAUAGUAUUGUGCCUUAGAUCGUUAGCGUUUAUUUGUACGAUGAAGAUUAAAGUGGUCAAUUUUUUAUGACUUUUUCUUUUAUUUUCAGGCAUCUUCCAUCUAACCAGGUCAGAAAAACCAAUUUAUUCAAUAUUAGAAUUCGGAAUAAAUAUGCAUAAAGCUGUAC
This is a messenger RNA of Acanthoscelides obtectus, 3162 nucleotides long. NCBI's taxonomy places the organism in Eukaryota, Metazoa, Arthropoda, Insecta, Coleoptera, Chrysomelidae. The record is from the annotation of a GenBank genome assembly.